Salarias fasciatus (jewelled blenny) is the source of this 3203-nucleotide messenger RNA. RefSeq names its product amine oxidase copper containing 2 (gene aoc2). Gene Ontology annotation, biological process: amine metabolic process. The transcript has 5 exons. The coding region runs from base 69 to 2354 and encodes 761 amino acids. Gene Ontology annotation, cellular component: plasma membrane. Gene Ontology annotation, molecular function: primary methylamine oxidase activity; quinone binding; copper ion binding. The record is from RefSeq and is a predicted model, not a curated record. Lineage: Eukaryota; Metazoa; Chordata; Actinopteri; Blenniiformes; Blenniidae.
GCCCUACAGUGCCGCGCGGCCGCUCCCUCCUGCAGACCGUCUCCGUCCUCCCGCCGAGCCUGUGCGUAAUGGUCGAGAAGAGGAUGAACUCUCUGCUAAAAUGGGCGCUGAUCCUGUUUGUCCUUUUCUCCAUCAUCCUGAACUUCGUCCUGAUCGGCCUGUACCACGGCAGAGCGUCCAAAUGCUCCUCUCAUCAGCGCAAGCACCCGUUGCGCGCCAAACACGACGAGCGCAGCCUGGUGUUCGCGGACCUGACGGCAGAUGAGUACCUGCAGGUCCAGAAGUACGUGCUGAAGCAGAAAGACCUCCAGAUCUCCACCAACCAGAUCACCAAGCCGUCGGAGAACUUCCUGAUGCUGAUAGAUUUAUCUGUCCCGAAAAAAGCGGAGGUUUUGGCGUAUUUGGAUGGGAAAGGAAAGAAACCGACGAGAGAGGCGAGCGUGGUGGUCCACUUCGGCACCAAGGGCUACAUCAGGGAGUAUGUAGUGGGGCCACUGCCCAAUCCUACAUCCAUGACAGAUGUCACAGUGGAGAAGUACAAAGGGACUCUGCCCAUCAAGUCGCGCCUGGUCACCAUCGGGGAAUACGCUCUGCUCUUCACCUUUCUGGAGCAGCAGGUCUUCUCCAAGCUGCCCAAGCUGAUGAAGGAGAGUUUCGGAGUGGAGCCGGGCAAGACCCUGAACGCCUUCGAGCAGAUGCCCCGCGGCGUGCGGGCCGGGGACAGGAAGACCUGGGUGGGGUUCUUCCGGGACAUGAGCGGUAUGUACAUCCACCCGGUGGGCUUCGAGGUGCUGCUCAACCACGAGAGCCUGAACGCGUCCCAGUGGAGGGUGGAGAAAGUGUUCUACAACGGGGAGUACUUAAACAGCGUGGCCGAGCUGGAGAAAGCCUACAAUAGCGGGAAGGUCAAAAAGAUCGUGUACGAGGAGCCUCAGGAUUACGGGUCCCUGAAGCCCCGGACCCGGCCGCUGCAGCUGGGCCCGCAGCAGUUUUACGCAGAGGGGAAGCGCUUCAGCGUGCAGGGGAACCACGUGCUGUACCUGGACUGGAGCUUCGCCUUCGGCCUCAGCUCGCUCACCGGCAUGCGCGUGUUCGACGUGCGCUUCAAGGGGGAGAGGAUCGUGUACGAGCUGAGCGUGCAGGAGGCCAUGUCGGUGUACGGAUCCGUCACUCCGGGCAUGAUGCUCACCAAGUUCCUGGACUCCAGCAUCGGGAUCGGGCGCUUUGCGCACGAGCUGGCGCGCGGCGUGGACUGCCCCUACGAGGCCACCUACAUCGACUCGUACCGGUACAUCGACGCGCCCGGUCCGGUCCGGUUCAGGAACUCCAUCUGCGUCUUCGAGCACAACAUGGGCCAGCCGCUGCGGAGGCACUUCUCCGACUUCUUCCACAACUCGUACGGCGGCAUGGUGAACAGCGCGCUGGUGUUCCGCACCAUCACGGCCAUCGGGAACUACGACUACAUGUGGGACUUCAUCUUCUACCAGAGCGGCACGGUGGAGGCCAAAGUGCACGCGACCGGCUACAUCUCCUCCUCCUACCUGGUGGACGGAAACCUCCGGCACGGACACCAGGUGGCGCGCAACGUGCUGGGCAACAUGCACACGCACUUCGUCAACUUCAAGGUGGACCUGGACGUGGUGGGCGUGCGGAAUUUCUUCCAGACCAAAGACAUGGAGUUCGUCGACACGCCGCUGCCGUGGAUGCCCGACCACAAGGCCAUGAUCCCUCAGCUGGUGGAGAAGCAGCUCAAAACAGAGCAGGAGGCGGCGCUGCGUUACGGCACCAAGAUGCCGCGCUACCUCCACAUCGCCAGCAAUCAGACCAACCGCUGGGGCCACCAGCGCUCCUACAGGCUGCAGGUCUUCAGCUUCACCGGGGACCACCUCCCCGAGAGCCAGGCCGAGGAGAGGUCCAUGUCCUGGGCCAGGUACAAAGUGGCCAUCACCAAGCACAAGGACUCGGAGCAGACCAGCAGCAGCCUCUACAACCAGAACGGGAUCUGGACUCCGGCUGUGGACUUCAGCCAGUUCAUCCAAGACAACGAGAGCAUCGAGGACCAGGACCUGGUUGCCUGGGUGACCGCCGGCUUCCUCCACAUCCCUCACGCCGAGGACAUCCCCAACACCGUAACCGUGGGCAACGGGGGCGGGGUCCUGCUGCGGCCUCACAACUACUUCGACGAGGACCCGUCCAUCCACUCGGCGGACAGCGUGUACAUCGCCCCGGGCCGGGAGGUCAGCUGCGAGGACAACCGGAUGGCCUGCCUGACCCGGGACGCCUGCAGCCCCGUCCUCCAGCCCUUCACCUACAACGGCUUCGAGGGCGUCAUGAAGUUUGUGGACUCUGCCUGAUCCAGCCGAGGCCGAAGACAAAAAGCCUGGAAAGAUGAAUGUUGGAGCAGUUUAGGCCUUUCCCAGUGGUUCACACCUUUUGGGAACCGCUGGGAUAUGCUACACCUGCUUUUAUGCAAUGAAUUCUGGGAAAUGUUUUGCUUUCUACUGAAGAAAUGUGCUACCUGUCCUAUUUUUGUAUUUUAAGUUCAACUGAAAUUCCCUCUGAUCUAUUUUUAUAUGUCUGUUUAUGGGAUUUUUCUACAAGCUGAGAUGUUUUUUGCUAGCUGCUGAUUGAAGUCCGUGUUCUUCCUACCUGAGCCGACUUUACUCUUUCAGCACAAACACGAGGGCUCCGGCUGCCGCUUCACUCCCUCACACCACACGUGCCUUUACUCACGCCACUUAAAUGAACUCCCACUGGGGUCACGUUAAUAACCUAUACACUUAUACACAAGGCAAAUUAUUCUGGGAAUAUUAAGAUGUCCUCCCAGUUCUUUCCCACUCUCCUGCUCGUGUCCAUGGCGUUGGUAACUCGCUCUCGAACCUUCGGGGUGAGUUAUCUUUGUUGGUAGUUCUGUCUUGUCUGUUCUGAGUGAAGUUCUAACUUUUUUAAGACAGUUAAACGUGGAAGAAGACGUUUGUAUUUGUUACCUUGAUAAUGUGAGUCGUCCAAGUGAUUCUGGUGAAACUGAUUGGGAUUUUCUCGAGCUUUAAAGGUGUGCGUACCAAGCGGUUUCUGUGAACUGUGAAACAGGUUAAUCCACCCUUCAUGAAUGUAUGUGGCGGCAUCUGUAAAGUUUGUUGUAUUUUCAUUUGAAUGUUAUGCAAUUGUGAAAACUAAAGUUUGAAACACAAUUCUUACAUCGA